This is a messenger RNA of Symbiodinium sp. CCMP2456, 1779 nucleotides long. The record is from the annotation of a GenBank genome assembly. Lineage: Eukaryota; Dinophyceae; Suessiales; Symbiodiniaceae.
AUGGCACAGGGGGUGCUCUCCUGGGUCGAGUACGAGCUGGCUCGGAGCGUUCCUGAGCCAGGGAAGAAGGCGAAGAAGGAUGAGAUACCACUGUCGCAGCGGGACAGGGCCCAAAUCCAACUGUCGCAAUUUGCCUCCUGCAUGAUGAACCACCUCAGCCUCUUCCAGAAGACGGCAAGUGGCAAUGGUCAGCACCCGAAGACCCCGAUCGCGACAAAGUCAUCGUCGGGUGCUAAGUCACGGAUCAGGGCACAGCUCGGCCCGCGAUGGCAGGCCAUGUGCAAGACCAAUGCCAGCACCACCUUCCUGUGGGCGAUGACUGGGAAGAAGAAGUGUGGCUGGGUACAGCUGCUCCCGCGGGGAAAGCUUUCCACUACUUGGUGUCUUGGGAGCUGGGAGGUCUUGGCCAACAACACAGAUGUCAUCGACAUGAGCUUCAGCGAUUACAGACAUCUUUGCCACUACAAGGACGGCGGUUUCGUGGUCGAGCAGAAGUACGGUUUGAGGACAGGCAAGGACGCCUAUAAGCCUGGCGUUGCCAAGACGGAAGGCUUCAUCACGAAAAACGACCAGCGAGGUCACAGUGGCGUUCCAGGCUACAAAUCAUCCGCCGGUCGAGGUUCCAAGCGGAAGGACCUCAGCGACGACGAGGCCGAAGCGAAGGCAGCCAGCUUCCUCCAAAAGGACCUCUCCUUCGAAGCCUUCUUCGGCGCCUGGUCGGACUGGAAAUCAAAGCGCGAGAGGUGCUUCUCCGAAGUGCCCUGGGCCACAGCCGCGCCCGAGGUGCCCAUGCCGGAGGAGACGAAGGCCGAAGCUGCGCUCCGCGAGGCGGAGGAAGCAGAAGAAGCUGCAGAGGCAGCUGCCCUGGAGGCCACUGCCGAGGAGGAGGAGGAGCAGGGGCUGACGGGACUUUGCAUAAUUCGACGGCAGAAACAUUUCUUUGCGCAGCAAGGGGAGCUGCACAGCGCACUGCAUCUGUUAGUGUUCUGUGCCGCUGCUUUUCUUCACCAGGAUGAUUAUCAUGAGUGUGACGUCGGUCGGUCUGCGACAGAAGAUUCCGAUUGCCGCGGUAGAUCCUCCUGGCGCGAGUCCGCUUCAGCCAUGGCACAAGAUGCGCCAGCCGCGGAAGCGCCACCGGACCGGCCCAUCGCCUCCAUGCCAGAGCUGACAUCGCAGGCGGAGUGGCCUUGGAGGAAGGUAGAGAGCACCGAAAGCGUAGAGGAGAAGGAGGCGCCUGCCGAGGUGCCGGAGGAUAAGUCCUUGAGCUUCCGCAGAGACCUGUGGGACAAGUUUGAUUUUCUCUGGAGAGAGAGGGUCGAGCCUUCGCAGGGCUUGCUGCAAAAGGUGGCAGAUCUUCUGCGAAGCCGAGCGGAGUUGGAAAGGAAGUAUGGCGAGAGUCUCCUGAGCUUUGGCGGGGAUCUCCAGGUCGAGCCAGGCAAUCCCCUCCACACCGCAGUUGAUGCGAUGAUCGUGAACUUCCGCAACCGCGGAGAGCAGUCGAUCACUUUGGCUGAUGAGUUGGAGCAAGACAUCAUCGUCUGCUUUGACACCGUCAUCAAGCAGCACAAGGAGGUGUCGAGAAAGAUCCACUCCGACGUGCAGCUUGUGACGAAAUAUGCCCAGGAGAGGCGGAAAGCGCACGACAAAUUGGCGAGAAGGUACGGGUCUCGCUGUGCGGAAGCUGAGUACUUAGCGCAGGAGCUCUGCAUGGAGCGCUUCAGCUGCCCCAAGGGGAGGGCAUGUGAUCAGAGGGUGUUGAGGCUUUCCGGCCGAGUCUAG